This is a messenger RNA of Lecanosticta acicola, 1706 nucleotides long. The record is from the annotation of a GenBank genome assembly. NCBI's taxonomy places the organism in Eukaryota, Fungi, Ascomycota, Dothideomycetes, Mycosphaerellales, Mycosphaerellaceae.
AUGUCUUACCGGACGGACCUGUUCAUCAAUGGCGAGGUCAGUGCUGUCAUUGCGGCAUGCUGACACUACUAGCGCUUUUACUGAUGAAUUGAACAGUACGUUCCGUCCUCAAGUGGCGAGACUCUCUCGAUUCAUAGCCCGAACGACGACUCACUCGUCACGGAUAAAGUCCAAGUCGCCAGUGAACAAGAUGUCGACAAGGCAGUCGCGGCAGCAAAGAAGGCAUUCCCUGCUUGGCGCGAUCUGGCUGGCCACAAGCGAGCGGCCAUCAUGUUCAAAUUUGCCGAUAUUCUGGAAAAGAAUGUGGACAAGCUAGCAACGCUUGAGUCGGCGGCAAUGGGCCAGCCGGUACGGUACCAGGAUGGAAAACCGCUGGUUGCUAUGGAGCAUUUGCUGACCCACACGGUAGGUAUCCGUUGCGAAGAGAAUGAUUCUGGGGCCUGUGGCUCUGUGGCGAUACUACGCUGGAUACGCAGGAAAGGUCGCAGGUGAAAGCUAUCCACCAGACGAGGAUGGCACAUACAAGAUCGUCCAGUACGAGCCAUUGGGUGUUUGCGCCGGUAUCUGCGCGUGGAAUGUAAGACGGGAGAUUGGAAGGAGGAUCGUGAUCGCAUGCUAACGACAUGUAGGGCACCCACGUACUGGCAGCUUGGAAAAUGGCCCCAGCGAUGGCUACUGGCAAUACAUUCAUCUUGAAAUCUAGUGAGAAAUCGCCUCUAGCCACUUGCGCAUACGGUGAUCUUCUGAACGAAGCUGGCUUUCCACCGGGCGUGGUAAACGUUAUUACAGGUGCCGGGCCAGUCGGUUCUUUGCUUGCACACCAUAUGGAUAUUGCCAAGAUUGCGUUCACUGGCUCUGCGCCAGCCGGACGAGCAGUGAUGGCUGCGGCAGCUAAAUCGAACCUGAAGCAUGUCUCUCUUGAACUUGGUGGGAAGAGCCCAGCUCUCAUCUUCGACGAUGCGGACUUGGAUAACGCUGUCGAACACAGCUCGACCAGCUUCCUGCGAAACUCGGGCCAAAUUUGCUUCGCCGCGUCGAGAGUCCUGGUUCAGGAAGGCAUUGCACCAAAGUUCAUUGAGGCAAUCAAGGAUGCUUUUGGAAGCGCCGAAAAGAAGAUGGGAGAUCCGUCCCUCGCGGACACCGCCUUUGGACCUCUAGCGGACAAGAAGCAGUUCGAGCGCGUCAUGGACUUCCUUACCGGCGCCCGAAAUGAAGGCGUGCAAGUCCUGGUGGGAGGCGAGAGACUUGGGGACAAAGGUACCUUUGUCAAACCCACGGUGUUCUUGAAUCCAGACGUCAAGAGCAGAGUCUACACCGACGAGAUCUUUGGUCCAGCGAUCUCGGUCAAGACGUUUAAGACCGAAGAUGAGGCCAUUGAGUUGGCCAACAACACCAGUAAGUGCAGUAAUACUGCAAUUCAACCCUCUUGAGUUUUUGCCACCUGCUUACCAUUCAAUCUUCUCUCCACAGCGUACGGCCUCGGCUCGACCGUGUACACUUCGGACGUAGCUCGUGCGCUGAGAGUCGCGACAAAGCUGGAAGCUGGUACCGUCGGUAUCAAUUCCGCCUUCAACACGAGCCCUCAAACUCCAUUCGGUGGCUUCAAGCAGAGUGGCUAUGGCCGCGAGUCGGGCCCCGAAGGUUUGAAGGAGUAUGUUCAGCCCAAGACUAUUCAUAUCAAUAUGAAUGUGCCGCCUAAGAAGUAG